GUGAGUGAGAGAAGCAGCCGAAGAGCUCUGUACCGGCUGCUCGUCAGAACACAGAGUGUGAGAGGGAGUGUGUACAGCAGAGAGGGACAGCAACAAAUAGACACACACUCAGACUGAGUUACUAUCUGACAGAGGGGACAGCACGCUCUUGUUUCUUUAAACUUCAAACUUGCAGCUGCAGGAAAGAAGGACAGACAGGUAAAAAUUAGGCAGACAGGUAGAACAGGUGAAAAAGCCACUCAUACUCUCCUUCAGUGAUGGAAGACUACACUCUCCCCUUCUGGAUUUACCUGGCCAUUGUGACUGUGUUCAUCGGCGGAGCCAUGAAGAAGAUCUUGGCGUCCCACCUGAACACCACCUCCACCGUGGUGGCCUGGCUGGGGGCCACCGUGCUGGUGGAGAGGCUGUGGGCGUUCUGCCUACCGGCCAUGCUGCUCCCGGUGCUAUUUGGCAUCACCUUCUGCAUCUACUAUGCAACCAAGACCAGCCAGCCACGAGCCAUGCUGCCUGCCCACGGCAAAGCCGUAAUCAUCACAGGCUGCGACUCUGGCUUUGGGAAUGCAACGGCUAAACAUCUGGACUCCCUGGGCUUUGAAGUGUUCGCCACAGUGUUGGAUCUGAAUGGAGACGGAGCCAAGGAGCUGCAGAGGACCUGCUCACACCGCCUCACCCUCCUCCAGGUGGACAUCACCCAGCCACAACAAGUGCAACAGGCCUUGCUGGACACCAAAGCCAAACUGGGGCUCAAAGGUCUGUGGGCUUUGGUGAAUAACGCCGGCGUGUGUGUGAACUUCGGAGAAGUCGAGCUGUCGCUGAUGUCCAACUACCGUGGGUGCAUGGAGGUCAAUUUCUUCGGCACGCUGAGCAUCACCAAGGCCUUCUUGCCGCUGCUGCGACAGACCAAGGGACGCAUUGUGACCAUCUCCAGUCCCGCCGGUGACCAGCCAUUUCCCUGCCUGGCAGCAUAUGGAGCAUCUAAAGCAGCUCUGAACCUCAUCACUGAGACUCUGAGACAUGAGCUGGAGCCCUGGGGAGUCCAAGUGUCCACCAUCCUGCCAUCCUCAUACAGGACAGCUCAGUCCAGUAACUCCGCCUACUGGGAGAAACAGCACAAGCAUCUGCUGCAGAAUCUGUCCCCGGCGUUGCUUGAGGACUACGGUGAGGAGUACGUGACCGAGACCAAGGAUCUGUUCCAGACCUUUGCCAAACACACCACCACCAACCUCCAGCCUGUUGUUGACACCAUCGUGCAGGCGCUGCUGGCUCCGCAGCCUCAGCCGCGUUACUUUGCAGGCUCUGGCUUGAGCCUCAUGUACUUCCUCCACACCUACUUUCCUUACAGCAUGAGCAACAACUUUCUGAAGAAAAGGUUUUUGAAGAAGAAUGUGAUCCCGCGCGCUCUGAGGAAGCAGUCAGCCUUUGAUCUGAACCUCAGCCUUCAUAACAACAACAAUGAGGAGAAGCUACAGCAGAUGUGAGACAGUCAACACAGAGGGUAUUAUCCUGCAGAUAGAGGACCACUUCUGUAACACACUCAUAGAGCUGUCGUUUUAUGUUUUUUAAAAUGUUGAAGGGAACAUUGAGAUGCACCAAAAUGGUUUCUGUUUGUCUCUGUAAUGUCUGGCCUGCAUGGGGAGGUCAGGGGGUGGGGUUCGGCAGAUGCAACCACAGGCCGAUCACGGGACACCUUCACCUCUGCCAGCUGUACUGAAUAAACACCGGAAGGAUCA
Molecule: messenger RNA, 1730 nt
Organism: Maylandia zebra (zebra mbuna)
Lineage: Eukaryota; Metazoa; Chordata; Actinopteri; Cichliformes; Cichlidae
Gene: hsd11b2
Product: hydroxysteroid (11-beta) dehydrogenase 2
Biological process (GO): glucocorticoid metabolic process
Cellular component (GO): intracellular membrane-bounded organelle
Molecular function (GO): 11-beta-hydroxysteroid dehydrogenase (NAD+) activity
Source: RefSeq, a predicted model, not a curated record